CUCCCAGGGCGUCCCGGGCUCCCGCCCCACCUCCUGCCCCAGCCUUUCGCGUUCGCAGCCCCCACGCCCCGCCCCAGGACUCUGCAAUUGCUUUCUCCUCCUAAACUCUCUGGGCGCUCUCCCGGCGGACGCAUUCCUUCUUGCAGCCAUCCAAGGAGAACCUUUCCUUCCCCCCAUCCCCAGCCUCCCCAGCCAAAGCGAGAGCCAGUCAGUGGGCAGGGCGCCUGGCACAGUGGAGCCUCUCGGACCGGCCUUCUGCUGGGCGGGGUUGGGAGGGGGCACCCGUCCUCUCUGGGAUCGGGGGGUGCCGGCUGGUCAGGGGUGCUCAGCUCUGCCAGGCAUCCGCUGGGCAGGAUUGGAUCUGGAGAGCAGCCUCGCGCUUGAACCCAUCACCUAAGCGCCCGAGCCGCCGCCUCCUUCCCGCGGGCGCCCCCAGCGCUCCCCUCGAGCCAGGCCAAGCCGGAGAGUCCCGGGCGCGGCCGGCGCCCGCCGCCGCUUGCCAGAGCUCCAGCUGCCCCGCACGCUUUUUGCCGGCGCCCUCCAAGGAGGGGCGCGCGGGGGCCCAGAGAGGCACCUCCCGUCUGCCCACCCUCCCCCUUCCCUGCCCGCCCACCCGGCCGGAGCUGUGCGGCUCCGCGCAGCGCUCGAAUUCCGAGAGGGAAGCGCCGCGCUGUAUCCCUGGCGUCCUCAGUCCUGCCCCGCGAAGUGGAGAUGCGCGAGAGGCAGGCGAGGGCGCGCAGCUCGUGAGAAGCCGCGCCAGCCGGCACCAUGCGCCUGCGGCCGCUGCCCCUAGUCGUGGUCCCCGGCUUGCUGCAGCUGCUAUUUUGUGACAGUAAAGAAGUGGUGCAUGCCACGGAGGGGCUGGAUUGGGAAGACAAAGAUGCUCCAGGGACGUUGGUCGGCAACGUGGUGCACUCGAGGAUCAUCAGUCCCCUGCGCCUGUUUGUUAAACAGUCUCCCGUGCCCAAGCCGGGCCCCAUGGCGUAUGCAGACAGCAUGGAAAACUUUUGGGAUUGGCUGGCCAACAUCACGGAGGUUCAGGAGCCAUUGGCAAGAACUAAACGGAGGCCAAUAGUUAAAACAGGAAAAUUUAAGAAAAUGUUUGGAUGGGGUGACUUUCAUUCCAACAUUAAAACUGUCAAACUCAAUCUCCUCAUCACAGGGAAAAUUGUUGACCAUGGAAAUGGAACCUUCAGUGUGUAUUUCCGACAUAAUUCAACAGGCCUGGGCAAUGUUUCAGUGAGCUUGGUACCACCCUCCAAGGUGGUGGAAUUUGAAGUCUCCCCCCAGUCUACCUUGGAGACCAAGGAAUCCAAAUCUUUCAAUUGUCGCAUUGAGUAUGAAAAAACAGAUCGGGCGAAAAAGACCGCCCUGUGCAACUUUGACCCAUCCAAGAUCUGCUACCAGGAGCAGACUCAGAGCCAUGUGUCUUGGUUGUGCUCCAAGCCCUUCAAGGUCAUUUGCAUUUACAUUGCCUUUUACAGUGUUGAUUAUAAACUCGUGCAAAAGGUGUGCCCUGACUACAAUUACCAUAGUGAGACCCCAUACUUAUCUUCUGGCUGAUCUUCCUGCAGUGGUGGAAAUGAGGGACAUAUAUAUAUAUUUAAUUAGAAUGACCAAGAAACAAGCCCAGCUUUUUAUGGUAAAGGAUCCCUUUUUGUUUCUGGCAGUGAGCAGUAGUUCCCUAUCAGGUUUUCAAAUUUAAAAAAAGAAAAAGAGAUAUCUUUAAAUGUGAAAUUUGUUUGUUUCUAUUGUAAGUACUUUUAUCUAAAAAGUUAAAUUGUUUAUGAAACCAUCCCUUUCAUGCAAGAUGACUAAGUUCUAGAAAUCUUAUUGUUUCUCUGAAAGAAACAUCAGUGGCAGGAAUGUGUGACAAGAAGGAACCAAAUUAUGCAUGUGAUAAACAUUGCUCUUGAAAUGAGCCUGCCUUUGAAAUAUGUUUUGGAAGGUUACCACAAAAAUAGCAGAUGCAGUAAAGGAAAAGAUUGUAUUUGAUAGAUGAAUUGUCUUUCUGACAUUGGAACUUUGUUUUUUAUUUCUGUCUUUCCCCUACCCAUCUGUGCUGUUAUUGAUAUGAGAGAUAAAGGGAUAAAAUUUGUUUCAAAACUCGUGUGUGAAGUUACAGUGCCACAGUGGAACCAAGUUCAUUAUCAUCUGAGCUAGAAUUGCGUGGAAUGUGGUUUACACCUAGCCCUGUGUUGGUCACCAUUGGUAUGAUUCCCCUCUGAGUCUGAAUACUGAUGUAUUGGGAAAGCAAAUCUGAGAAUAAGUCGGUUCAACAAUAACAAAGAGCAUGAUGCUUUUAGACUCUUCUAAUAAAUUCAAAUGCUGUGGCAUUAAUCAAAAGCUGACACAAUUUGUAUGUAUCCUAUAGCUUAGAGCCUUAUUCAAUUCAUUUGAUAGUGUGAUUGUUUACACAUGGGUGGAACAACUCUGAAGUUGAAAGUGCUUGUUUCCUAGACUAGAAUAGCAAAAAGAGUGUUAAGUGGAGGAAGGAAAUUCCUGGAUUAUGUAUUCAUUAUUUCUAGCCUCCCAGAUUAAUUCUCCUUGCAUUUAGUUAAUAUUUGAAUGAGGGAUCAAACUCUAUGUGGAAAUACUGCGUUAUAUUUAAGCAUUUCUAAUUAUUAAGUGCUGACAACCAAGGUACCUGGCUUAUCAGACUUUUGAAAUGACUUCCAAAAUAAUGUCACUUCACAAUCGGUGCCCUUCUCAUCUUCUCUGAGGGAGCGAAUGGCAAUCCUAUAUGGUAGAACUGGAUAAUCAUUAAAUUAAAACAGAAAGAGGGUCUGGUUGGCCAGGAAAAAGACUUCCAGAACUCAGGACACACAUGGAAUUGUCACUCUUUAUACAAUAGAUGUUAACUUCUUUCUCCCUUCUUAUCUGUAAAAUAUUAAUUAAAGUAAAACACUAAAUUGAGGACUAAAGGAAGAUAAGCCCUAAACAACAAAAAAUAGUCUUACCACACUGUUCAAAAAACCAAGAGCUCCGUACUCUAUUUUACAUCUUCAUUCCUUUCCUUUUACUGGCAAUAUCUUCAGUGUUCAAUUUUUGUCUUUUGUAAAAAUUGUACUAGGCUUAGUGUGUGGUAGUGCAGGCUUGAAAUUCUUGCUCUGAGUUCACCACGUGUUUUUGUAAUUUUGUGGUUGGUGAGUAAUAUUUUGAGAUAUCUUUUUAUUUUCACCUAGAAACAAGAGUAAAAUAUUAUUUAUUGUAAAAUAUGUGGGAACCAUAUAUGUAUAUAUAUACUUAGAAUUUUCUGUGUACAGAAAAAGUAUGUGUACACAUUUCUAUGUAAAUAAAAAGAAUUUGCUAGAUCUGU
Molecule: messenger RNA, 3319 nt
Organism: Callithrix jacchus (white-tufted-ear marmoset)
Lineage: Eukaryota; Metazoa; Chordata; Mammalia; Primates; Cebidae
Gene: NXPH2
Product: neurexophilin 2
Molecular function (GO): signaling receptor binding
Source: RefSeq, a predicted model, not a curated record